Molecule: messenger RNA, 823 nt
Organism: Camelina sativa (false flax)
Lineage: Eukaryota; Viridiplantae; Streptophyta; Magnoliopsida; Brassicales; Brassicaceae
Product: cyclin-dependent kinase inhibitor
Biological process (GO): regulation of DNA endoreduplication
Source: RefSeq, a predicted model, not a curated record
UCGCCACCAAAGUUCACCACACACAAUAAAAGUAACUUACAGUAUUUUUUUAAAAAAGAGAGAGAGAAAACAAAACGUCUCACUCAAUCCCUCCCUCCACAUAUUGAUCCUUAACAAAUCCCCUGUUUUCUCCACUUCACGUCCGAGAGAAGAAGUCAUGGGAAUAUCAAACCAACCUCACCACCACCAACUCGAAGGAGGUGAGAUACGAGAAACUGCCGACGGUAAAAAAUGGGUCAUCGCUGGAAUUACCUCACGUUCGCCGCUCAAGCAGAUUAAUCUAUCCCCAGGUGUCACAGUCACCGAAACAGAGGAUCAAGAUCAGUGUCCUACAACACCUACGGCUGUUUCCUUCAGAAUUCCAAGGGUUCAGCCGUGUCCAGCGGCUCCAAGGAAGAGUAAGCCGUCCUCUAAAUGCAGUUACAGCGCGGCCACUAGAGAAUUCUUCUCUCCGCCUGACCUCGAAACCGUUUUCAUUCAGAGAGCUAGUUAACUCUGUUUUCACAAGUCUCUCACCUCUCUCUCUCUCUCUCUCUCUUUCUAACCUUCUCUAGGGUUUCAAAUCAUAGGAUAAUAUAUUCUCUCUGUUUUAGCUUAAAUUCUCGAUUCUGGUUUAGCACUUGGGUUCUUGAACUAAGAAACUAAAUUUACUCUAUUUGCUUGUAUCAAUGUUAGGUGUUAGGACACUAAUCAAGGUUAGUGAAUAGAAAGUGUUUCAUGUUUAUGUACAUUUCAUCUCCUCCUGUUUUCAGUAGAAUUUAGGUAUAUAAUUUUUACCUUUUUUCCAUUUACAAUUUUUGUAUUUUAAUUUCUUGAUCUUGGU